AACAUAACCAAAUUUUAAUUUUUUUUUUACAAAAAAAAACAAAUGUUUUAUUAUAUUUGUAAAAUUUUUAAAGAAGUUUAAUAUUAAUUUAAAAAUAGAUAUAUGUUUUUUCAAUUAUAUCUAAUUAAAAUCUAAAUGAUAGUGUGUAAUUUCACUAGAACAAAAAUUUUAAAAUGUAUUACAGCGUUAACACGUUGGGAAAGAAUUUUUGUUUUAAACAACAAAAACAAUUGUUCAAUUAUUUUCAACAAACGAAAUUUGCACAACGCUGUUUUAAAAGGACCUUGGAGCGUUUUGUUUUUCGGAUCAGAUGAAUUUGCAUUAGAGAGUUUAAAAAAACUUUACGCCCAAUAUAAACUACAAAAGUUACUUUGUCAUCUGGAAAUUGUCACUGCAUAUAAAGGCAAUGAAAAUUGUCUCUCAAAAUAUGCAAAAGAAAAUAAAAUUACUAUUCAUCAAUGGCCUCUUGAAAUUCAUAACAUGAAAUUUGAUAUUGGAGUUGUCGUUUCGUUUGGUCACUUGAUUCCUUCCCAUAUCAUAGAUUCGUUUCCUCUAGGUAUGAUAAAUGUUCACGGAAGUUUAUUGCCCAGAUGGAGAGGUUCAGCACCUAUAAUUCACGCAUUAAAGAAUGGCGACACAAGAACAGGAAUUUCCAUAAUGAGAAUAAUGCCUAAAAAAUUUGAUAUUGGAGAUAUAAUAGCUCAGGAGGAAACAAGUAUUGAUUUACAUGAAACUCAACCGGAAUUGUAUAAAAAAUUAGCUUUAUUGGGUUCUAAAUUACUACUUAAAACAAUGGAAAAGUUACCGGAAGUUUUAUCAUCCAGUGUACGGCAAAAUGAAGAUGGAAUAACAUAUGCUCCAAAAAUAAAGCCAGAUAUGUCCUUUAUCAAAUGGAAAGAAAUGAAUGCAAAAAAUGUAUACGAUUUAAAUCGUGCAUUAACAGGAUUGUAUUCAUUAAAAACAAAUUUUAACAAUAAGGUGAUAAAAAUUUUUGGUAUUCAAGUAUUUUCUAAUUCAAUAAACGUAAUACAAUCAGAAAAAAAUGAACCAGGAACUGCAUUUUAUCACAAAGAGACUGAUUCACUAAUAGUCAAAUGUAAAGACAACACGUGGGUGUCAAUUAAAACAAUUGGCGUCCCAGGAAAGCCUAAAUUGUCGGCUUUAAAUUUUGCAAACGGAUUUUUGGGUGGGAAGAGGCAAAAAUUUUGCAUCUUUACCACAUAAUAAUUUGUACAAAGAAAAUAAAUAGAUUAAGAUACAAAAAAGCU
Molecule: messenger RNA, 1268 nt
Organism: Leptopilina boulardi
Lineage: Eukaryota; Metazoa; Arthropoda; Insecta; Hymenoptera; Figitidae
Product: methionyl-tRNA formyltransferase, mitochondrial
Exons: 5
Coding region: 136-1224 (362 amino acids)
Biological process (GO): biosynthetic process; conversion of methionyl-tRNA to N-formyl-methionyl-tRNA
Cellular component (GO): mitochondrion
Molecular function (GO): methionyl-tRNA formyltransferase activity
Source: RefSeq, a predicted model, not a curated record